Molecule: messenger RNA, 1768 nt
Organism: Dimorphilus gyrociliatus
Lineage: Eukaryota; Metazoa; Annelida; Polychaeta; Dinophilidae
Source: the annotation of a GenBank genome assembly
AAUAGCGCUCGUUUGUCACGUGUGUGUUGAGGACUUUCUCCGAAAUUCGCUGUCUCUUAAUUGUUUUUUGAUAUUUGCAUGAGUCAUCGGUUUGAACUGAGAGAAGAUGGGAAAAUCUAAACGCAAAGAUAAAAAAGGUAAAGGAGCGGAAAAGACAGCUGCAAAAACUGAAAAGAAGGCCGAAAAAAGAAACAAAAAAAAUUUAAAAGAACAAGGCGAGGAAGACAUUGAAUUGAUUAUAGCGGAAUUAGCAGAAGCUGAUAGAAAGCGAGAACAAGUUAUAACUGAGAAAUGUGAACCUCCAAGCCCAAGAGCUCAUUGUUCUUGGACAUCGUUUGAAGAAAAACACUUGAUUCUUUUGUUUGGAGGAGAACAUCUGACUGGAUCGAAAAUUAAUGUUUACAACGAACUGUAUUUUUAUUGCUCAAAAAAUAAUACAUGGACAAAAGUUAAAGCUCCUAACGCUCCACCUCCACGAAGUUCACACCAAGCUAUCUGUCUGAAAAGAGGAGGAGGUGAACUAUGGAUUUUUGGAGGUGAAUUUACAAGUCCUACUCAAUCUCAAUUUUACCACUAUCGGGACUUAUGGAUGUUUCAAAUAAAAGAAAGAAAGUGGCAAAAAAUAGAUGCGCCUAAGGCGCCAUCAUCCAGAAGUGGUCAUAGAAUGAUUUUAUGCAAACGUAAUAUUUUUGUUUUCGGUGGAUUUCAUGAUAACGGCCGUGACUAUAAAUAUUUCAACGAUCUGCAUAUGUUCAACGUCGAUAACUACACUUGGACCAAGAUAGACACAUGUGGCAUACCCCCGUCCCCACGAUCAGGAUGCCAACUAGUUCUUCAUCCAAAUCAACAAUCUAUCAUUGUCUAUGGUGGAUAUAGCAAAGUAAAUGUGAAAAAAGACAUAGAUAGAGGCACAAUUCUAUCAGAUAUGUUUUUGCUCUCAUCUCAAAAUAACGAAACUGGAGCCGAUGUGAAAUGGAAAUGGUCCCAAAUAAAGCAUUCAGGAAGUAAACCAAAUCCUCGAUCUGGUUUUUCAAUGAUUUCAACUGCUCAGAAUCGAGCUUUUCUCUUUGGUGGAGUUAUUGAUGAGGAGGACGAUGAGGACGUAGAAGGACUAUUUUUAAACGAUAUGUAUUCUCUAGAUUUAGAUAGAACGAAAUGGUACCAAGUUUUCCUACAAGAAAAAGUAGAAGAAAAGAAGGUUUCUGAAAAAGCUGACGACUUAAUGGAGUCCUCUGAAGCACCAGAAACUACAGUUGUAGAAGAUGGAGUGUUUACUCUCACUAUAGAAAAGAGCGACGCAAUGGAGAUCGAUGAUAGUAUUCCUACAGAUAUUACAGAGAAGUUUCAGCCUCAUCCCCGUAUGAACACCUCACUAGCCGUUCAUGGAAAUAUCUUAUACUUAUACGGUGGAAUUUAUGAGAAAGGCGACGUGCAAGUUACUUGCAAUGAUCUGUAUUCUAUUAAUACCCAAAAGUUUGAUAGCUGGAGAGUUCUUGUUGCUCCAACACAAGAGGCUGAGCAAUGGGAUGAUUCUGACGAGGAUAAGGAUGAAGACAGUGAAGAAAAUGAAUCAGAUGAAGAUGAAGAGAUGGAAGACUCACCCCCGCCACUAAAAAAUGACGAGGAGUUAUCUGAGUACUUUGGGAGAACAAAAGACUAUUGGAUGCAGAUAGCUGAUGAGGAGGCCGAAGAGAAGAAUGUGAAAUUGUCAGCCAAACAGUUAAAAUCAAAUGCCUUAGAAUUAGCUCGUUUGUUUGUUAAACGAUAA